CUCUCUCUCUCUCUCUCUCUCCACCUCUUUAUUUCCUUAUCAAGAAGGGGAUGAGAGUUUUUGCAAGGAGCUAUGGUUUCUUUGUAGUGUGAUGACAGAGAGAAUUUUUGAGUGAAUAAGAAGGAAAUUACUACAAAAGCACACAAAAUAGUCUAUAUCUCAUAGCUCUCAUCAAAUCAUGAAACUCAAAAUAGCCAUGAUGGUGAUGAUAUGGAACACGUGCACACUCAAAUAAUCUUCAUCAUCGCACGAGGGGUGAGCCGAUCAGAAUUAGAGUCUGAGUCACACUUUUGAGUGGUCAAUUAGCGCCACAGUUGUUUCGUCUCCAAUUCUGUGUCUCUAAAACUCCAAUAAUUGAUACUUGAACAACAACAGGAGUUAAUUGGAAUUAGCACAAAAGAGUCAUAAUCAAUGGCAACCUACUUUCACGGCAACUCGUCGGAAAUCAGCGGCCCGGGACCCGGCGGAGACGGCCUACAGACGUUGAUACUGAUGAAUCCGGCCUACGCGGGGUACCCCGACGGCGGCGGCCAGCCUCCGCCGCCGCCCCCAAACCAGGGCGGCAACUUUGUAUUCCUCAACCCUAACUCCGCCGCGAACAGUCCUCACGCGCCGCCGCCCCAUGCCCAGCACCACUUCGUCGGCAUCCCCCUCCAGAACUCCGCCGCGGCGGCGGCGGCGGCGGCGGCAUCCCCCUCCUCCGGCUCCGGCCACGAGCAGCAGGACGUCUCCGCCCUGCACGGCUAUCUCCCGCCGCGCGUCCACUACAGCCUCUACAAUCUUCCCGUCGAUCUGGGCCAGGACGUGGCAAGGGCUCCGCAGGGGCUUUCCCUCAGCCUCUCCUCCCAGCAUCCGCCUCCCGGGUACGGGUCGUUUAGAGGGGAUAGACCCGACCCGGUGCAGCCACAGCCGUCCCCCACCAGAGGGGACGCCGACGGAGUCAGGAUCUCGGCGGGGCCGCCGUCGCCGGCGUCCGGGGUGACCAACGGCGUGGGUGGGGUCCAGAGCGUGCUCCUCAGCUCCAAGUACCUCAAGGCCGCGCAGGAGCUUCUUGAGGAGGUCGUCAACGUCGGCAGAGGGGCCAGGGGGCAGCCCAAGACUGCCGGAGAAGCCUCUCCGCCGCCGCCGGCGAGUGGAGAAGGGCAAGGCGGCGGGGAGAGCAGCGGGAAACGCGGGGCGGCAGCCGAUCUGACCACGGUUGAGAGGCAGGAGAUUCAGAUGAAGAAGGCCAAACUCGUCAACAUGCUCGAUGAGGUGGAACAGAGGUACAGACAGUACCACCACCAGAUGCAGAUUGUGAUCUCGUGGUUCGAGCAGGCAGCCGGAGUGGGGUCCGCCAAGACUUACACGGCCCUCGCCCUUCAGACCAUCUCCAAGCAGUUUCGCUGCCUUAAGGACGCGAUUUUAGGACAAAUAAAGGCUGCCAGCAAAAGCCUGGGAGAGGAAGAUAACAUGGAGGGGAAAUUGGAAGGGUCUCGACUCAAGUACGUGGAUAACCAGAUAAGACAACAGAGGGCUCUUCAGCAGCUGGGUAUGAUACAGCACAACGCGUGGAGACCACAGAGAGGGCUGCCCGAGAGAUCAGUCUCUGUGCUUCGGGCAUGGCUUUUCGAACACUUUCUCCACCCGUAUCCCAAGGAUUCGGAUAAACUGAUGCUGGCUAAGCAGACGGGGCUUACCAGGAGUCAGGUGUCCAAUUGGUUCAUCAAUGCUCGAGUCCGCCUCUGGAAGCCGAUGGUCGAGGAAAUGUACAUGGAGGAAAUGAAAGAGCACGAAAAGAAUAACACAGACCACAAUAACAACAACAACAACAACAACAAGACAAGCAAAAUCGAGCAAUCGAACAACAACACCGACGACCCCACCUCAAAAACUCCAAACCAAAACCCGUCUCCAACCAACCUCACCCCACAAAAACACGACGAACCACCCCACACCCAAAACCCUCCCCCAAUCAUAUCCAUUUCCUCCCCCACACCCAUCCCACGCCACAUCCCAUCAGGCUUCAACAUAAUCGGGCCUUCCUCAUCCCCAUCCGAAAUCGAGGCCCUCUCCGCCCAACAAAGCCCCAAGAAGCUCCGCUUCGGGCCCAACAUGGACGAAACGCGGGCCAGGGACAGGCCUGGGUUCGGGCUUAUUGGAGGGCCCACCAACUUCAUCGGCGGGUUCGGGGCUUACCCAAUGGGUGAGCUCGGGAGGUUCGGGCCUGAGCAGCAGCAGCAGCAGCAACAGUUCCAUGGGGGAAGUGGGCCUUAUCUGGGCAAUGGGGUGUCGCUGACAUUGGGCCUACCCAACAUUGGGGCCCACCAGAGUUUUAUGCAGCCAGGUGGUGGGCAGGGGAUGCAGAUGGGGGAGGCAGGGGAGUUUGGGCAGACGAGCACAAAUGUUUACGAGAGCAUAAGCAUUCAGGGCAGGAAGAGGUUCGCGGCCCAGCUUUUGCCAGACUUUGUGGCUUGA
Messenger RNA from Striga asiatica, 2457 nucleotides. NCBI's taxonomy places the organism in Eukaryota, Viridiplantae, Streptophyta, Magnoliopsida, Lamiales, Orobanchaceae. The record is from the annotation of a GenBank genome assembly.